Vollenhovia emeryi is the source of this 1938-nucleotide messenger RNA. RefSeq lists its product as uncharacterized. Gene Ontology annotation, biological process: DNA integration. The transcript is spliced from 3 exons. Bases 1 to 1938 code for a protein of 645 amino acids. Gene Ontology annotation, molecular function: nucleic acid binding. The record is from RefSeq and is a predicted model, not a curated record. NCBI's taxonomy places the organism in Eukaryota, Metazoa, Arthropoda, Insecta, Hymenoptera, Formicidae.
AUGACAGAUCAAGAUGAAGUACGGGUUCGAUUGUUGUGCACAAAAACAAGAGUGGCGCCGCUCAAACUACAAACAAUACCCCGAUUGGAGCUUUGUGCUGUUCUUACUCUUACAAGACUAACAAGAAAGGCAACACAGGUCUUACGCGUGUCAAUUGAUAGAAUUGUCUAUUGGAGCGAUUCAACCAUAGUCCUCCAUUGGCUUCAAAUGCAGCCAAAUCAAUUACAAGUAUUUGUGGCUAACCGUGUAGCAGAAGUACAGGAGUUAACCGAUUACAAGACUUGGCGUCACGUACCAACACAAGUAAACCCAGCUGAUUUGUUAUCACGAGGUUUACCUCCUGCUCAGUUACAACAAUCCACUAUAUGGUGGUACGGUCCAUCUUUCCUGAAGAAGACUGAAGAAGAGUGGCUUGACAUACCUAAGUCGGAUGCUCCUGCAAUAGAAUUGAAGCGAAUAAUUUGUACCGCUAUAAAAACACAACUAAAUAGUCCAUCUAUAUUUAGUAUCACCACAAAUGUGAGAAAACUGAUUCGCGUUGUGGCAUAUUGCAAACGUUUUACCUUCAAUUGUCGAAAUAAGGAUAAACGCGAAAUAGGAUCUUUAACAGCUGCAGAACUGCAGAGUUCAUUACAUAAUCUUGCUAAACUCUCCCAAGGGGAUUCUUUUCCUACAGAAGUACAGACACUUAAGGAGGGUAAUUCGAUAACCGGGGGAAGAUUGGCUACACUUAAUCCAUUCGUUGAUAAGGAAGGAAUCAUGCGUGUUGGUGGGAAAUUAACAAACUCAGAAUUUAGUAUGGCUAAAAAAUAUCCCAUAGUUCUGUUGGCUAACGAUCAAUUUACAAAACUACUGUUUGUCGGUGAACAUCUAAGACUACUCCACGCAGGACCGCAAUCAAUAUUAAACUCAAUACGUCAGCAGUUUUGGCCACUUGGUGGAAGAAACCUAGCGAGAAAAACGGUACACGAUUGCGUUAGAUGCUUUAGAAGCAAGCCUCAGUUAUCACAGACUCCUAUAGGAGAAUUGCCAAGGGCUCGCGUAUCACUAACCACGCCCUUUCAUACAACGGGGGUACAUUAUGCAGGGCCAUUCAAUAUAAAGGAUAGGAAGGAGUUGGUUUCUGAUCUAUCCUCGGAGGCGUUUAUUGCGGCACUCAGACGUUUUUCAGCUAGACGGGGUAAACCGGCGCACAUUUACUCCGACAAUGGUACUAAUUUCGUCGGGGCUAACAGAGAGCUCAAGGAAUUGGCCCAAUUUAGUAAUUGCUUAAUCUUAGCUAGUGCUAAGAAUAAUUCUAUAAGAGAGGCCAUCAGCGAAAUUGGUAUCAGUUGGCAUUUUAUACCGGCUCAUUCACCACAUUUUGGUGGUUUAUGGGAGGCGGGCGUCAAAUCAACUAUAUAUCAUAUAAGGCGUGUAGCAGGCAAUGCUAUUUUAACUUUCGAGGAAUUGUAUACGUUGCUUACACAAAUCGAGGCGGUGUUAAACUCGCAUCCAUUAAUUCCUAUAUCAUUUGACCCCAACGAACUAACACCCCUCACGCCUGCUCACUUUCUCGUCGGUCGCAUGCUCACCGAACCAGCCGAUCCUCUUUUGACCGAAACACCGGAGUCUAGACUGUCUAGGUGGCAAUUUAUCCAGAGUCUCCAACAGCACUUCUGGAAACGAAGGAGUAAGGAACACAUCGCGGAACUUCAACAACGUGCCAACAAGAAGAAGGCUAAAUUUCCUAUCAACCAAGGCACUAUGGUACUCAUCAAGGAAGACAACCUUUCUCUACUAAAAUGGAAACUCGGACGCGUUGUGUCCAUCCAUCCAGGGCUGCGUUCAGAUUUUCCACCCGGCGGGUACAGGAUACCUGUCGUACCGACACCAACCGCCGCUAUACGGGAGCGUCGCAGAUUCACCGAGCCUAACCUCACAACUGUCAGAUUUUAA